Nasonia vitripennis (jewel wasp) is the source of this 579-nucleotide messenger RNA. RefSeq names its product 40S ribosomal protein S20-like. NCBI's taxonomy places the organism in Eukaryota, Metazoa, Arthropoda, Insecta, Hymenoptera, Pteromalidae. Gene Ontology annotation, cellular component: cytosolic small ribosomal subunit; ribosome. Gene Ontology annotation, molecular function: structural constituent of ribosome. The transcript is spliced from 3 exons. Gene Ontology annotation, biological process: translation. The record is from RefSeq and is a predicted model, not a curated record. The coding region runs from base 151 to 516 and encodes 121 amino acids.
AAAUGCGAUUUCGAAUUUACCGGAAGUCGUAGCAUUGAAAACCCGAGCUCUGCCAUUUCAUCCCAUGUGGCAUCGUGUAAUGACACUGGAUCAGCGGUGAUACUAAUUUUUUUUCGAUUAUAAAGCUCGAAUUAAAAAUAAGCUUUCAGAAUGGCGAGUUUAAAGGUUGAUAAUCCUGAGAAGCCAGUACAGGAGACUGCUCCGAUUCACAGAAUCAGAAUCACCCUGACUUCUCGCAAUGUUCGCUCACUUGAAAAAGUGUGCUCAGAGCUGAUCCAGAGGGGAAAGAAGCAGAAGCUGAAGGUAAAGGGACCUGUGCGUAUGCCUACAAAGAUCCUGAGGAUCACGACACGUAAAACCCCUUGUGGUGAGGGUUCCAAGACCUGGGAUCGCUUCCAAAUGAGAAUUCACAAAAGGGUUAUCGAUCUCUACUCGCCUUCUGAAAUUGUUAAGCAAAUCACAAGUAUCAGUCUGGAACCCGGUGUAGAAGUUGAGGUCACCAUCGCUAACGACUAAUGUGAAUAUCAUGAUUUUUAUUGCCACAAUUACAAAUUAAUAAAAAAAAUUUUAAAAUACCAA